Molecule: messenger RNA, 2646 nt
Organism: Neogale vison (American mink)
Lineage: Eukaryota; Metazoa; Chordata; Mammalia; Carnivora; Mustelidae
Product: serine protease 33-like
Exons: 12
Coding region: 707-1549 (280 amino acids)
Biological process (GO): proteolysis
Molecular function (GO): serine-type endopeptidase activity
Source: RefSeq, a predicted model, not a curated record
GGCUCCUCAGCCUGGGGAUAGGAGGAGAUGGAGCCCAGCAGCACGGAGUAGGCAGACAGCAGCUGCUUCCUGGAGACAGACAGCUUUGCAAGGGGAGCACAUGCCAGAAAUGAAAAGGACCCCAUUUACUCCUCAAGACAUCCCUGCACAGACGGACCCCAGCACCCUGUCCAUCCGUCCAUCGUACUGAUCGAUUUUCACCUGUGGAACCACGCUUUCAUUCAUGGGCCAUGAUGUACGGUUGUUCUGAGAUGUGCUGGGUUCAGUCUGCUACGAUUUGGUGAGGACUUGUGCACAAGCAUCCGAGAAAAGAGAAGUGACAAACCCAGACUGUAAGAACACCUCUACCCGAGCCGUCUCUCCUCCCGUGAAAGGAUGCAGUGUCCUUUGCUGCCCAACGGCUCCCUUUCACGCUCCGCAUCACGGAGAGGAGACGGCGACGCUGGGGGACUGCAGGGAGAGCGGGCCACAGCCUGGUGUCGGACAUCUCGGGCGGGAGCACGGGCUGCCAGGACAGGGCGGAGACAGACACCCAGACCUCACCUCCCAAGGAGGAGAUGAACAGCUGUGAAUCAGGCCUCCUCCAUCACAUGUCAACGCACACAGUGACAAGCCUGGGACAGAGUUAGGGCUGGGCAGGAAGGCACCCCAGGAGGCCGGGGUGGAGUGGACAGCUGCGGGAUGAGGAGGAGGCUCUGAAGACACCAUGAGGGGGGCUUCCUGCCUCAGGGUCUUGGUCCUACUGCUGCUGGGAGCUGCUGGGACAGCGACUCGGGAGUCUGCAGCCUGCGGGCAGCCCCAGGUGUCGAGUCGGAUCGUAGGAGGCCGGGACGCCCGGGUUGGACAGUGGCCGUGGCAGGCGAGCAUCCAGCACCGCGGGGAGCACGUGUGCGGGGGUUCGCUCAUCGCCCCGCAGUGGGUGCUGACCGCGGCGCACUGCUUCCCCAGGCCGACGCUGCCGUCCGAGUACCGCGUGCUUCUGGGGGCGCUGCGCCUGGUCCCCGCCUCGCCCCGCGCUCUCUCGGAGCCCGUGCGCAGGGUGCUCCUGCCCCCCGACUUCUCCGAGGACGGCGCCCGCGGCGACCUGGCGCUGCUGCAGCUGCGCCGCCCGGUGCCCCUGAGCGCCCGCGUCCAGCCCGUGUGCCUGCCCGAGCCCGGGGCCCGCCCGCCCACCGGCACACCAUGCUGGGUCACCGGCUGGGGCAGCCUGUACCCGGGAGUGCCACUUCCAGACUGGCGACCUCUGCAGGGAGUGAGGGUGCCACUGCUGGACAGGCGCACCUGUGACCAUCUGUACCACGUGGGCACCGACGUGCCAGGCACUGAGCGCAUCGUGCUGCCGGGAAGCCUGUGUGCGGGCUACGUCCAGGGCCGCAAAGAUGCCUGUCAGGGUGACUCUGGGGGACCCCUGACCUGCAUGAGAGCUGGGCGCUGGGUUCUGGUGGGCGUGGUGAGCUGGGGCAAGAGCUGUGCCCUGCCCAACCGUCCAGGCGUCUACACCAAUGUGGCCACUUACAGCCCCUGGAUUCAGGCUUGCCUUAGCCUCUAAUGCAGUCACACUGACCUGGAGCCAGAGGCUGGGGUCCCUCUGAGGACCUGCGCAGUACCCCCACCUUGUACCUCCGACUUGAGGCUCAUGGGUGGUAUCAUCCACCAGUCCAUCCCCGUCUCCUCUGUAGGGCCCACCAAGCGCUAGCCACCAGCCCUCCUCCAGGAGCCUCCCGUGGGGGGGGGGGGCGCUGUGUCACAAUCCCUCCCUUCCCCUCCCCUUCCCGCUCAUAUUUAUCCUUCUCAGCUCCCGCCCCUGGGUGCCCAGAGACAGGCAAGUCAGCUGGUGCACCGUCUGGCCUCUCGGCCGCAUUUAUCUGUUUGUCUGGAGGAAGUCGGGACAGUCAAAGUAUGAGAGGGAAUCAGGCCCAGGAGAUGCUUCUCCAUGGCUGCGGGGGACCCCCAGUUGAUAGCCAGUGGGGAAGCGCCUCCCUGCCACACCCGGAAGGAGCUGAAUGAACCUGGGACCCAGCGCCCCCCCCACUCCCCCUAGGCCUCCAGCUGAGAGCCCAUCAGGCCGCCCCACAGGCCAAGCCCUUGAACCCGGUGGAGCCCUCCCAGACUUGUGGCCCCCAGAGCUGUGACUUAAUAAAUGCGGGUGUUGCAGGCUGCUCUGUGAGUGGUGGUCAUUUCCAACAGAGCAAUAGAAAACGAGUAUAGACCUCGCCCACCUGCAGGGGAGGUGCCCCCCCCCCCGAGGUCUGGGUGGGCCAGCCCUAGGCUCUAAAAGGCUCAGGAGCCUGGGACACCUAGCCCCAUGCCCUCUACCCAAGCAGGGCCGGGAGCCCCCAGACAGGCCUGGCCAGAGCUUCAGCUGUGCUAGUUUCUGUGGUGGGGCCCCUUGCUGGGGAGAGUCUGGGGCUGUGUCCCGGCUGUGGCGAAGGCCCCCACACCCAGGACCACCCCCUGCCACCUGCAUCUGGAAACCAGGUGAGGCCCCUUGCAGCUCCCUGCCCGCCCUUGUGUGCCUGGGACCUGGUUCCUGUCCCCUCCCUGCUGUCUGCUCAUUGGCAGGCGGAAGACCGAACAUCUCAGUAGAUACAGCUCAGUGUCUGCAGAAAGAUCAAGAAGCUGAGCAAAACCUGGGAACCCCAAAGC